This is a messenger RNA of Etheostoma spectabile (orangethroat darter), 1072 nucleotides long. Its product is annotated as non-histone chromosomal protein HMG-14A. NCBI's taxonomy places the organism in Eukaryota, Metazoa, Chordata, Actinopteri, Perciformes, Percidae. The coding region runs from base 224 to 520 and encodes 98 amino acids. Gene Ontology annotation, molecular function: nucleosomal DNA binding. Gene Ontology annotation, cellular component: nucleus; chromatin. The transcript has 6 exons. Gene Ontology annotation, biological process: chromatin organization. The record is from RefSeq and is a predicted model, not a curated record.
UUCCAAGUGUUCUGCAGCCCCGAAUGGCGUCACCUGAUUGGCUGAGAGCCUAUCAAUCAUGCCUUUAGCCGCACCCCUCCCCCCAUUCAACCACUCGCCUCUCCGUUCCAGUGUGUUUACUACACUGCCGAGCAAAAGGGAGACACUCGUCUUCACAUGCACUGAACCCACUAAAAAGAACAGUUUGUAGUUGUAUUUGUAAGAAAACCUCCAAGAGCUCAACAUGCCCAAGAGAAAGACAGCGGUAACAGAAGGAGGAGACAAGGAUGGCGGGCCCCAGAGGAGAUCAGCUCGGUUAUCAGCGAAACCAGCCCCACCCAAGCCGGAACCAAAGGUCAAGAAGGCAGCAAAGAAAGAAAAGGCUGUGAACGAUAAGAAGGAGGACAAGAAGACCAAGAAGGCGAAGGAGAACGCAGAGGCGGAGGCAAACGAGGAAAACCACUCUGAGAACGGCGAGGCCAAGACCAACGAGGUGGAGGACGCCCCCGAGGAGGCCAAGGAGGAGGCCAAGUCCGAGUAGCACCAACGCCCUAGCUUCCUCCUCCUCCUCUUCAAUCCCUGUCCCUCCCCCCAAACCCCCAGCCAGCCAGCCAGCCCCCCCAAGUCUCUCACAUGGUUUCCCUCCAAGGCGUAUUGUUAACAGAGGAAUAUUUUUAUCAAUGAUUUUAUAAGUAUCCGUACAGAUUUUUAGCACAAAAAGCAAAGCUGAUUAUGGAGCGCCUUGCAGAUUUGCAGUGGUCAUAUCAAGUGUCUGCAAGCAAGAUGAACACACUAAAAUCUUUUUUAAAUGGCAUUUCAUGAUUAUUGAAGGCUUGUUUGGUGUAGAAAGUGUGUCCCUGCCGGAUUGGCUAUGUUGUGAGUUGUGUAUUCCUGUGUUUUUCCCCUCUGUCCUCCUCCUCCUCUCUUCUUCCUCCACAGAUUAGACCCUCCUCCCCCUACAGUUCAGCCUUUAUCCAUGUUUUAUUAUAACGGUUCAGCCAUGUUAAUGUGGGUGAUUCUUUUAGACCUCCUAAAUGUGCAGUGAGUUCCCUAUUUGCUUCUGUCUCGUUUUUUUUUUUUUUUUUUUUUUUUU